CCACUUGUGCUUCCUCCCACUCCCACACCAUGUCAGUCAACACGGAAGAGCACGGCAGCAAGGCCUUUGCGCUGCUUCGGGGCGAGAAGCUCCUCACGCCCGGGUACGCGGCCGAGGUGGAGCUCCGCGUGCCAGCCACCAUUGAGGGGCCGAAGCGCGUCGAGAAUGCCGCGGGUCUGAUCUGGAUCACGAGUGAGCGGUUUGUCGUCAUCUCGCAGGCGCCCCAGUCCGACUCGCAGAUGCGCGUGUACGACCGCCCGCCGACGCUGAGCUCGUUGGUGGUGCCGUACGCCACAAUCAAGUCCAACGACUUCUCCGUGCCCCUCUUCUCAGCCAACCACCUCCUCGUGUCCUUCGUCCCGGACGGCACCCCGACCUCAGGGCUGCCGUCCCCCGGCCGCGGCGGCGUCAUCACGGCCAAGCUCGUCGUCGGCGACGGGCAGGCGCAUGCCGUGUGGAAGCGUAUCGAGGCGGAGCGCGCCGCGAGCGCCGAGCGCAAGAGGCAUGAAGAGGCGCUGCGUGGCGCUAUACACCCCCCGAGCUGACGGCGACGCGCCGCCACCUGCGUAAGAGGAAGGCCACCCACACACCACUAGACCUUGUGCCACGGUGCCACGCCGCACACACGCAGCACGCAACGCGCACCCACACAAACAUAUUGUACAUGAGACGGAUGUAUGUACAGUAGAC
Vanrija pseudolonga is the source of this 690-nucleotide messenger RNA. RefSeq lists its product as uncharacterized. The transcript has 4 exons. Lineage: Eukaryota; Fungi; Basidiomycota; Tremellomycetes; Trichosporonales; Trichosporonaceae. Bases 30 to 545 code for a protein of 171 amino acids. The record is from RefSeq and is a predicted model, not a curated record.